Seminavis robusta is the source of this 1432-nucleotide messenger RNA. NCBI's taxonomy places the organism in Eukaryota, Bacillariophyta, Bacillariophyceae, Naviculales, Naviculaceae. The record is from the annotation of a GenBank genome assembly.
GAUUCCCAGUUCUGUACCGUAACGCUCUUGACGUGGGUGGCAUCACUACUAGCUUCAAGUAAGUUAGGUCGACAUCAGUAAUUCCAUUUUCUUUAGAAGCGUAAGAGAGGCCAAACGCCUCAUUAAUCUAUCUGCAUCAUACCCAUCAACAUCACCCUCCCUGCACAGCAUUAGCUGCCGCACACAAGACAACUAAGAAACCCAAAAGGCUUGCCAGCCAUUUGAAGACCGGUCAUCAUGAGCUCUGAGCAGAAGAGAAACGACGGAUGGGACUGGGACGACGAGGAAGAAGAACAAUCUCAACAAAAGAACACUGAUGAUGUUCUGCAAGAGAGUGCGUUAACAGAGGGUACCGGUAGCACGACCUCAGAGGAAGACUCGGGGUGGCUGGGUGGAUUCGGAGCCGACUUUCGCAACAUUGCUAACUCUUUGAAGGACGCUGUACCGCCCACGAUUGGAGCCAUCGGAGAUAUUGCCAGUUUUGUUCAACGUUCCGCGCUGUCAGUGGCGGCAGAAAUUGCUCAGAUGGAGCGCGACAGCAGCGAUGAAGAGAUUGCCGAGUUUGAAGACGCCAUUCGACUGCCUUGGGAAAUCCUGGUGAAGCAAGAUGAAGCACAAUCUGUGUACCGGGAAGAUGAAGGAUUGAAGGGCCAAAUUUUGGGUCUGAGCAAAAUUAAUGAUAGCUUUCUGAAACCCUUCUCACCCAAGGGAUCUUCUCCAGAGGAAGGGUGCAAAUUUAUUGUUCUGGAUGAACCGAGAAUUCAUCUGAUCCGACGUCUCUUGGGAGUUGACGAAAACUUGGCGGCAACACACGCUCGCAUGUCAGGUCGAGGUAAUGUGAAAGAGAUUGUUUUCUGGACGAACUAUUUCUUUAACUGCGAAAGAGUGCGAAAGGAGCACCUUGAUUCCCUACAAUCUUCAUCCAUCACUUCCGAUCGCUCAAAUGAACCCGAAUUGAAAGGAGCCAGUGAAUCUAGAGGGCCGGAAGAUACCGGAAUGGUGGCUGCAGGAGAAAAAGAAACCACUGCCGAUCCCAAGGAAGGAUUGCGGGUGGAUAAUCAGGUUUCAGAUCCGGUAUCGCGUUCAUCGUCUCAAAAUUCCUUGGUUCUUGCUGACGACGACGAGGACGAGUUAGUGCCCCAAGCAGAAGACGAUGUGGAAGAAGACGAUGAUUCAUCUUAUAUUCAGGUGAAUUCAAAUGGAAUAGCCAGUCCACCGUGCAGCCUCAAGUCUGUGGAAGACCUGAUUUUGGUCAAUAAGUGUCUUUCAGAAGGAAAAUGAUGGGCUGCAUACCCGGGAUCAAUUCAAGCAAUACCCACACGAGGUACCUAACCAACCUCGAAGUCGGGUGUUGAUUCAACAACUUUAGAAUACUUGGUUCGAGGCUCACAGUGAAGUGAAAGAGCAUAGUAAUUAUCGUUUUGUUUGUUUG